This is a messenger RNA of Kwoniella mangroviensis CBS 8507, 1401 nucleotides long. RefSeq lists its product as uncharacterized. The record is from RefSeq and is a predicted model, not a curated record. Gene Ontology annotation, molecular function: protein-lysine N-methyltransferase activity. NCBI's taxonomy places the organism in Eukaryota, Fungi, Basidiomycota, Tremellomycetes, Tremellales, Cryptococcaceae. Gene Ontology annotation, biological process: peptidyl-lysine monomethylation. The transcript has 6 exons. The coding region runs from base 1 to 1401 and encodes 466 amino acids.
AUGGCCGACCUAUCCAAAGCCAACGAUUUCAUAUCCUGGCUACGAUCGAAGGGAGCUCACUUCCAUGAAUCAGCCGAACUCAAAGUAGAUCCCGAAACGGGCUUAUCACCUUUCUCAACUUCUCCGAUAGGACCUGACGAGAGAUUAGUCUCAUGUCCUUUUGAUUUAGCUAUCACUCCGGAAUUAGCUACUCAGGCGGUAUGCGAGAUUGCGAAUGUCGCGGAGGAGCAGCUUGUAUGGCCUGCCGAGUCCAGUAGGCAGGGUGAAAAGUGGAAUGCGAGGAUGAGGAUAGGUGCUUAUUUGGGAUUACAUUGGAUAUAUCAAGAGAAACUUUCAGAAGACUCAUCAUUCCCACCUGCUUUACAACAUUUGGAAUAUCUGGAAUCCUUACCCCCACCGACAAGUCUCACCACCCCUCUGUACUUCUCACCUGCGGAAUUGGAAUUGUUAAAGGGAAGUACAUUAUAUGGAGGAGUCAAAGCACGUCAGGAAGAGUGGAAAGCGGAAUGCGAAGUCGUGAGGAAAUUACUGAAAGAGGAUGGACUGACAUGGGAUAGAUACCUAGCAACGUCUACAUAUAUGUCAUCAAGAUCAUUCCCAUCGAAAUUACUUCAUAUACCUGAUCGAGCCGAUUCACAAGCUCAUGAAGCUAAGAAAGAAGAUGGAGAUGAGCAAUCGCAGCCUGUGUUAUUACCAGGAUUAGAUCUGUUCAAUCAUUCCCGCGGUCAACCUAUCCUCUGGCUUUCAUCCCUCAUACCCUCGACUACUUCCUCAGCACAACCCAUACCGUCCAUCUCCCUAGUUUCCACCCAGCCUACGGAAAAAGGUGUUCAGCUAUAUAACAACUACGGGCCCAAGUCCAAUGAAGAGCUGUUGCUAGGGUAUGGAUUUGUCAUACCUGCCAAUCCUGACGACACUCUCACUUUGAAAUUGGGUAUAUCCAAUAUACCCCUUGGGAAACUUGAUAAGCUAAAGAGCAAAGGGUUAGAUCCUGAUAGACGCUUCGAUUUGAGGAAGGAUGGUGAGAUGGAUAAGAAUCUACUUGAGAUACUAAGGAUAAUCCUGAAUGAGCAUGAUCACCAUGAUCAUGAACAUGAGGAGAUAGAUGAAGAGGAUGAACAUGCGUUACAUGCUCAGGAGGAAAGGGAGAUGCAAUUGGAAUUGGACGUUCUGGGCAUGUUAGGUGGGAUGUUGGAUGAUAAACUUGAGAAAUUACAGGGGAACCAUGAGGGGAAGGAUGUCAAUGGGGAAGUCAGAGAAGAAAUUAGAAAUAUGUGUGAGGUAUACAAACAAUGUCAAGUCGAUAUUCUCAACGCGGCGAUGGAUAAAUUGACAGAGAGGAUAGAACGUAUAGAAGGGCUGAUAGAUGAAGGUAUGGGUGGAUGUCCCUGUGGAUGUUGA